Messenger RNA from Sabethes cyaneus, 6415 nucleotides. Its product is annotated as beta-1,4-glucuronyltransferase 1. NCBI's taxonomy places the organism in Eukaryota, Metazoa, Arthropoda, Insecta, Diptera, Culicidae. Bases 2043 to 3830 code for a protein of 595 amino acids. The transcript is spliced from 11 exons. The record is from RefSeq and is a predicted model, not a curated record.
GUAGGAGUGUUCGGUGCUCGUUGGCUGUCACGCGUCAUAGACCUCCCCCAGUGAGAUCUGUCACUUUUUUUUCUCCUCUGCUAGUGCAGUGCAGAAGAAAAGGGGAGAAAAGCAACAAAAAAGUAGUAGUUUUUUUUUUCGGGAAAAACAGACGGGGCGUAAUUUUGAACUUUCUAUUGCGUGUGAUGAUGACACACUACUUAGCUGCAAUUUAGUGAAAAUUCGCAAGUGAAUGGUACAUAGCAGGAAGCAAACUGCAGCUCGGUCGUCUCGGGUGUGUAAAAAUAUAACCAACUCAACACUUUUUUCUCGACUUAUUUUGAUCGGAGCUUCGUUCCAAGCCAGUAGAUUCGAACAGCUCACGACAUUUUUCGCGUCGCCGGAGUGAUAAGCUUGUGUAGUUUAGGCUGGGCAGGACGACGGAGGCGAACGAUAGUGCGGUGAUAGAGGCUUGGGUGUUUCAAGUGAAUAAUGAUAAGAUGCAAGUCGUGCUGAAACGCAACAGCAGCAGCAGCAGCCGGAUCUUAUCAGCCAGCACCUCCGCAGACGUGUGGUGUUAAAUUGACUCGCCACUCGACGACCGCACGAUGUCAAAUUGAGAUUUCUCCUUACCGUUCCGGGACGGUUGUUGUUGAUUAGGGUAAAUUGCGGUUUGGGUCGGAUUGUGGCAGGACAUUUCCGAGCAGGGCGAUGACCAAUGACGAUUGGUAGCAGAGUUUGGUCGGGGCCCAGGGGACCCAUUGCGUGAAGUACUGAAAAAGGGGCUUUUAAUUACGAGACUAGAUCAUAGCAACGCAAGUGCUGGGAAGGCCCAUCAUUAGGUGACGAAAGUGGCUUUCUUUAGUGUUGAUGGAAGCAUUUCGAGACAUUGUUUAGUUUGAUGGUGUUAUUUUAUUUCAUAGCAAGCUGAGCAAAACUGCUGGGCCACACUCUCGAGCUCUAGUUUUAUUAUCACUCGCAGUAGCCAUAGCGUGCGUUGCGUUGCGAGGACCAGCCAGCCAACCAAGGUGUAAACAACUGUGCUGUCAAAAGUUCUCCUGUGAAAUUGGAGAGAAAGAGCGAUCUCGUUGUGAGAGGAAGAGAGUACGUUUGCUGCUGUAGUGGUGGUGUUAGAAGUGACGUUUCCGAGCUGAUUGAUACACAAAACGCAUUGUGGGUGAACAUAGUUUUUGUUUACCAAUUUGGAAAGUGGAAUUUUACGCAAUUUUAAAGGGAGAAGUGAAAAGAAACAAAUAGCCAGUGAUUUCCUGUUGUUAAGAGAUAACAAACCAUCGUACGACGGAGUCUGUUCGAGAACAAACCUUUGCUGGAAGUCUAAGUUCGUAAUAACUCCACGGGUUUAAGAUCGUUGUAACUUUAUCGUGUGCGUUGCCUUUCGCCAGGGAUCCACAGGGUCUCAUAUUAGCAUUGCUGUGAACGGGAUGCACCACAGCCGCUAACGGCGACGCGGCAAUUUGCGGCCGGUUGAGCUUCGAGAUUGUCGACGGUGGCAUACCGUCGGCGGUUACCGGGUGGAAACGGUAGAUGCUGCCACACCAUCUCCGGCAAACGGACCGAAUCGAUGCGCCCUCGAAGGGCACCGCCAACGAAAGGCUAGGCGUAGCGGAAAUUGGAUCCGUCGGAGGAGAUUUGUUCGCCACUCCGAAUCGAAUUGAAGGUAACGGCCGAGGCUGCUCUCUAUGUCUGACACCGACAGCAACGGUAGUGUUGGCAAGGGAAGAUCCCAACAAUCGGACAAUAGCCGCAGUAGCAGCAGCAGCAGCCGAAACGCGACGACGGUGGGUGCUCCUCGGCAAGAUGACGUGAAUGAACUCGACUGCGAAGCGACGAAACUGAUUGGACCACUUUUACACAAUCAACAAAAAACCCAAUAAUCGGCCUCCCGGACGACGAGACGAACCCGAUUCGCUGCCUGGGAUUUUUGCUGACACGGUCUGCCUUCGAUGAAGAAUUCGCUACGAAACUAAAAAAAAAAAGAAACAAAACAACAUUUACGCACAACAACACAGCACGGACUUACACCGAGCACUAGUUUUUUUUUGAUGAAACAGCUAAAGGACCAGAAAUUCAAGCUCAUCAGAAUGCUGACCCGGAGAAAUUGGCUGCUGCGGUGCAGCAUCCUGAUCAACGUGGCCGUGCUGCUGUAUCUGUGCAGCCAUGUGCUGAUCGGCGGCGGGAACUUUGCCCUCGGUCCGGCCUAUAUCAUAUCGGAUGAGUCGAUGCUGAAAGCGCCUCAGACCGCCCAGUACCGGACCCACAUUCCAGCCCACGUGGCCCAGCAGCAGCAGCAGCAGCAGCAGCAGCAACAGUCGUCCCGGCAGGAGGAACGGGAAGCGCUGCUGCAAGCAGGCCGCAGCAGUGUGGUGGUCAAGAUCCAGGAGGACGGGAUCAGCGUUCAAGAGGUUCCCCAACAGCAGCAACCGCAGCAGCUGCUGCAACCACAGAAUCAACAGGACCAGCUGCUGCUGCUGGACCCCGCACGAGAUGUAGAUAACACUAAUAAUAACGUAAACUUAGAUGAUAGACGAUUCGAUGUGCCAACGGAAACCAGCAACAGCAACAACAACAAUAAUGGCCCAAGCGGGUCGAACAACAAGAUUGCCGACGCUCUUUAUCAGGACGCGGCAGUCGUGGCAGGCGCCGGAGCUGGUCUCCUCAAUGCUAGUGAUAUCUUCUCGACUACGGCGUCGAUCGAUCUCGAUGCGAAGCUAAGGUCGUUGCUGAACUGUCACGAUCGUGACUACGAGCCGUACAUCGGCCAGCGGGGUGACUUCUGGGUGCUGAAGAACUACAUCCGCGCCGAACACGGCGAGCUGCGUUGCCAUGAAACAAUCACCUACACCACACAUGCCGACUACACGUUCCUCGACAAUCUGAUACCACUGCUCGAGAGGUGGAAUGCCCCGGUCAGUUUAGCGAUGCACGCGCCGGGCACCGACUUUGCACCGACGAUAAGUGCGAUCAAGUAUCUGCGCGACUGCCUGCCGGAGAGUCAUUUAGUCCGUCAGUUUGUCACGUUUCAUAUUUAUUUUAGUAGUAAACAUAUUCCAAAAAACGUUCCUAAAUACGAUAAAGUGCUGGAACAGCCCAGCAACUGUACGCUACCGGCGCCGUACUUCAACGUGUCCAGCUCGCAGCUGUACAAGACACAGAAGAAGCUGCUGUAUCCGGUCAAUGUGGGGCGAAACAUUGCCCGGGAUGCGGCGAUGACCCACUUCCUGCUAGCUAGUGAUAUCGAAUUGUACCCGAAUCCGGGCCUAGUGCAUAAGUUCUUAGAAAUGAUAGUUAGGAACGAGCCGGUCCUGCAACGCAAGAACCCACGAGUUUUUCCACUAUCGAUAUUCGAGGUGGACAGCAGUUCGCCGGUUCCGCGGGAUAAAACCGAACUGCAGGAACUGCUGCGAAGCGGAAAGGCGAUAUCAUUCCACAAGCGGGUCUGUUCCAGUUGCCACGGCGUCCCCAAGUCGAAGGAGUGGAUCGCUGCCAACGAAACUGACGACCUGGGCGUCUUUCACAUAGGCAAACGGGUGGGCUAUUUUGUCCACUGGGAGCCCAUCUACAUCGGUACCCAUGCCGAUCCCCACUAUGACGAACGGUUGAGUUGGGAGGGCAAAAGUGAUAAAAUGACGCAGGGUUACGCCCUCUGCGUGCUGGACUACGAUUUCCACAUCCUGGACAAUGCGUUCCUGGUGCACAAGCCGGGCAUCAAGGUGCUGAAGAAGGACCCGAAGCGGGCCAUGCUGGCCGCCAAGACGAACCAGCUGAUCAAGAAGAUCAUCUACCCGGAGCUGCAGGUCAUGUACGGCACCCGGAAAGGCUGUGCUGUAUAGUUGAAGGGGAAACCGACCCAAUAGUAUAAGGACCGUAGCCGUAAGCGAACGGGUGGUGGUGGUGGUGGCGGCAUUGCAGCAGGAGGUAUCACGACGAGCAACCGCAGCAGCAACGAUAAUGGUAGCAGCCGGGAGCUCGCUUUUAGUACUUUCGGUGGUGGUGGUGGUGGGGUUGGUUUCAAACCGGACGACGUUUCGGGGAUGUCCGGGCCUUCGUCGUCUUUGCUUUCCUCGUCCUCCUUGCUGGCCACGGCCGGGUCGGGUUUUCUGCUGAACUUUCGCGAGCGGCCGCACGUCAGCAGCCGCCGGAAGAAGGGCAAACGGAAGGGAUACGUAAGGCGACGGUAAGCGAAGCGAAGGAAUUGGUUUCCUUCUGUUUGUUUUUUUUUUACUACCUACACGUGUAAGGACGAAUGAAUGCGCGGUUCGGAAAAACGGCGAGGUUAGUUGUGGAUUGAAUGUAAUCGUAAUCGUUUUAGAGAGAAACUAUCAGGAACGAGCGGAUGAAUAAUGCGAGUCUUAGAUAUGUAAGCUGAAAAGUGAUAUACCGUAUUGUCGUAAAACAUGCUUUCUAGUGUUAGGUGGAAGUUAGGAAGGUUAAGCUAAAUGCUUUUCGCUGUCGUAAAACAAUUUAAGGGACGAAAAAUAAACAAGUGAACAUUUGUAUAGGCACAGACAAGAGACACGCUUCACAAGAGGUACCGUUUUCCUGCUAGAAUGAGAAUAUCGGAUGAAAUAAGCGAAGCAAGAUAGAGUUGGAUAUUUUUUAACAACUUUUACACUGAGAGAAAGAAAUAUGUUAGGAAUUACACUAAACAAACGCAACAUGAUUACACACAAUACACCCAAAUUUACUAGAGCAGAAGAGAAAAAAUGAAAAUAAGUGUUACCAUUUGGUGAUUCGUAUUGGAUGUUUCGCUAUUAUACUAAGGACUGUGCGAGCCUUUCAGGCUCAGCACAUUUCUGUUUCAAUAAAUUAAUGGAAAAUUCAGUCAGUAGUAGCCAAAGUUGCACAUAUUCAACCGUACUAGGAAACUGCCUUCCUUCCUUAUCGUUAUCGGACGUUGAUUUGGGGUUGACUGCUUCAGUCGGCUGGUUUCAAGAUGAUGAACAAAAAUUGUUUCAUGACGGCUUCAAAAGCGUGUCUUCAUUCAAGCAAUUCAACAGAGUCUCAGAGAGUCAACCAGGAAACAACAAACAACUUUUUGAUUCGCCUUCUCCUAUUGCACACAGAAAAUCUACCCGGAAAUUCUUCGUUAUCCAAAAACUUUCCCGUUUUUCUGAGAUGAGUGCCUUAUUGUAUUGGAAAAAGUUUAAAGGAAAAUACAUUAAAACACAUUUUGUAACAGAGAAUUUCGAGCAAGAGAGAAUAAUACUCGAAGAAAAACAUUCUAUUCGCGCUAGAUUUAAGAAAUAUCACAAUUCAACCGGUCAUAAUCUCAUGAAGUAUCCAUUCACACCAACUCUCUCGUUCUCAUUGACAAGAGAACCCUACUCGCAAGCAUGAAUCGAAUCGAGCAAAGAUAACCGCAUUAUUCGUUUAGCCAAACAACUGUCAUUUUAUUUGUAAAUAGGCUGUUAACCAGCGAACGAAGCGAUCCUCAAACCUUUAAAGAUUUGUUUGAUGCUAGUAUUAUUUAUAGGGGGCGUGGCCUUCCCGUCCCCCCUAGAACAAAAGAAAAAAAAAAACAAGUGCUCAUUUAAAACCGUAUUACAACACUACUGUAUCAUAUUAGACGCUAUUAAGUUUAGUUUUCAUCACGUCUUCGUUUAAGUUUAAGCUAAAAGUUACGAAGAAAGGUGAUAGUUUUGUUUUGCUUGUGUUAGUGUUCAACUAUACGAGUCAGGUAAAAUAAUUCGAUAACUGUAGUAACAACAGUCACUAAGCGCAAAAAAGUUCUAGUAGAAGUUUUAAAUUAUAGUUAACUAGCAUUUUUUUUCGUUGUUUGAGGUAGAAUUCUAAACACUGACAGACAACACUGUAUAGUUACUAAAGCGUAGAUCUAAACUGAUGAUGCUGCAUCGCAAGAAGAGCAGGUUACACGAAGAAGGCUAAAGGAUUAACCAGUCAAACGGCGUGAGCGUCCAAAUAUCAAUAGAGGGAUUUUCUAGAAAGUACAGAAUAUUUCAUAUCCAGCAAAAUUACCCAAUAAGUUUAGCUACCGAAGCAAGGAAAGAAAACCUUACGUAAGACUUAUUUAUUACUUUAUCCAGCGGAGCUAGCGCUAACCAGCAGACCAUUUCCGUCGGAUUCGAGUGUCUGUUUUACUGUUUUUCCUUCGUUGAAACGAAUUCAUACAAGCGCGAGAUCUAUCAUUAGACAUCACGAUUACACUCUAGUUGAGAGACAUAACAAAAAAAAAGAAGUGUCUCCACCACCCAUAAAAGAACACACUACUAGUAUGAAAAUAAACAAAACUAAAAAAAAAUGAUGAAAAUAUCUGUGAAAAUAGUGAGAAAAAAUAAAAAAACAAACUAAAACACUAAUCUUAAGAAGUCGAACAAAAACACAACACAAAACGCCCAACUCUUUUUAGGUGAGCGACUACCAAGAGCAAACCCUGGAAAAUAAAUGUAUUUAAUUU